Messenger RNA from Pseudophryne corroboree (corroboree frog), 2437 nucleotides. RefSeq names its product rabaptin, RAB GTPase binding effector protein 2 (gene RABEP2). Gene Ontology annotation, biological process: endocytosis. Bases 255 to 1550 code for a protein of 431 amino acids. The transcript is spliced from 12 exons. NCBI's taxonomy places the organism in Eukaryota, Metazoa, Chordata, Amphibia, Anura, Myobatrachidae. Gene Ontology annotation, molecular function: GTPase activator activity. Gene Ontology annotation, cellular component: intracellular membrane-bounded organelle. The record is from RefSeq and is a predicted model, not a curated record.
CCGAGUCAGCGAAGUCGAGCGCGGGCGGAGAUUCCCGAACGUCCUACGAGUCAGUGAGCCGAGCGCGGGCGGAGAUUGCCGAACGCUGUCGGAGAUUGCCGAGCUCAGACGGAAACGUGCCCCAUGCGGAUGCGGAUUUGCUUAGCACUGGGAAAGUUGGAUGUCUGGGGGCUGAGAGAGGGAACAGGAGGGCUCCCCCAAAUAUCUCUCCACAGGGCUGGAACAAGCUCAGCACAGGGGGAAUUUGCGCCUUGAUGUCUGAGUCGGAUGAUGGAGGCUACGGGCAGGACCCUCUUUCUUCCUCUCCGGAUUGCUCCUCGGAUGACUCGGAACUCCUGGUGGCGGCGGAGGCGUUUGCCAGGGGAUAUGACUCUCUAUCCAUUUCUUCCUACCCUGGAGAGAGGAUGAUGCAAGGGCAGGAAGACACAGCGUCUCUGAUAUCUACAGGUACUCUGGUACCCGAGUGUAUAUACAUCCCCCCAGCGGGCUACCAGCUGCUGUCUGAGCAAGAGCUCGCCCAGCAAAAGGCGGCUCUGAAGAGCACUAGCGAACGGCUGGAAAAAGUGACGCAAGAGAAGGAGGCUCUGCAGGAGGCACUGCGGUGCAGCUCCGAAGAUUGCGCUAACCAGGUCAAACAGCUGCUGGAUCAGAUUAAGAACUCGGAGGAAAUUCUGAAGAGUCUGCAAGGAAAUCUGUCGGAGUCUCAGCAGAAGACUGCGCGCAAAAUGGCGGCUCUUACGGCCUCCUUUAGCCGCCUCUGCCAGGAGGUGAAUUCUCUGAAUGACGAGAAUGAGAAGCUGAGAACCCUAAGCUCAGAAGCCGCUCCCGGUGAACAGUUCGUGCAGGUUUCAUCUCAGCAGAGAGCGGCACAGCACAGUCAGGAGCGGCUCUGCAUCGAGGUGGUCACUCUGCAGGAGGAGCUUAAGGCCGAGAAAGUGGCCAAAGCGGAUGUGGAGGACCAGCUGAGGAGACAGAUGGAGACGUACACAGAGGAGAGGGCGCACGAGGCACCUGGCCUGUCUGGGUACCACUCGGGGCACCUGGCCUGUCUGGGUACCACUCGGGGCACCUGGCCUGUCUGGAAUUGCUGUGGUAUGACGGUGCUUAUAUCAUUUACUAACGUGUUUCUUCUCUAUCCCUUUCAUCUCCUUGGCGGGAUUGCAGAGAUAAUGGAAGCGACGCUUUCCAGUAUGACAACCGAGAUGGACAGGAUCCUGCAGGACCGGAAGCAGGCAGAGCUGCAGCUUCAGGAAUCGGAGAGCCAGGUCCAGAAAGUGUGGGAGUCCCUUGGCGAGCAGGAGAAGCUUCUGCAGAAGGAGAAAGAGGAGAGGGCUUCUCUGGAGCUUGCCCUAAACGAGGAGAAGAACAAGGUCUCCAGGAUACAGGCUGAAAUGAAAACCAGUGAGGAGGUGCAAAGGGACUUUGUCCGGCUGUCACAGACACUGCAGGUCAGCUUGGAGAAAAUACGACAGGCUACUUCUCUGCAGGACGUCCAGGACAUUGUGGAAGGGAUUCGGCUCACAGAAGUUACCCAGCUGACUGACGCCUGACCCGUCUCCCAUCGACCUUCUGACCAAAAAAACACUGCCGAUUAUAAGAUGAGAUUUGUAUACUGUGUAUAUAACUUUAUACGUAUGCAACACUAACGAAUAGUGAUUAAUCAGGUAACUAGGUGCUAGUGACGUCCUUCUCAGUGCGGUAUCCACAGGGACAUAACUUAGGUGGCACCCUCCGUCUGGUUUUAAAGAUUCGUGAGACAUUACCAGUGAUUUUGGCGUAUACUGUAGAUGUAAAUAUUAGAACUUUGAAAUAUAAAUUGCCUUACAUAAGCAACGGUCUAGUGGCAGCCCCAAAUAUAUAGGAGAGGCUUUCCAUAUUUGCCGUGCAGCCCUGCGCGCUCCAGCCAGGUGGUUGACGACCUGCAGACCGGAACGCACGGGAGAAAUGUCUUCCUCCCGUUUCUAAAAAAAAAAAAAAAAAAUAGCAAUAUAAUGCACAACGACUGAACCAAAAAGAGAGAGACUGCGUUUAUUUGAUCGGCCUCGCACAACAAUGUUAUAAAAUGUUAUUACUGUACCUAGGAAAACUUGCGUGACUGUUGAAUAACCCUAAAUAGAUUCCUGCUCUCUUGCAAACACUGUCGGCGCACACUCGAUGCAAUAAAGUGAAAACUAAAAAUAAACUGACACGACCUUGCCGAGAGGCUACACAAUCUGACACAUUUGUGUAUUUUUGGUAUGCUGAUUUGUUUCUUACCCUUUUGUUGUCUCACGCUCUGUUUUGCAGUGAUUUUGUACUUUUGAGGGUUGACUGUUACGUUAUUGUAAAGCCUGAGCUGUGGGAACCUGUACUGUAAGUUUAGUUGUCAUUUAAGCACAAUACGUAUGAUACUAAUGAUGACUAACAACUACGUUUUAUUAAAUUAUAUUUUAUAUUA